This is a messenger RNA of Mirounga angustirostris (Northern elephant seal), 1380 nucleotides long. RefSeq names its product deoxycytidine kinase (gene DCK). Gene Ontology annotation, molecular function: ATP binding; deoxycytidine kinase activity. Bases 427 to 1209 code for a protein of 260 amino acids. Gene Ontology annotation, biological process: nucleobase-containing compound metabolic process. Gene Ontology annotation, cellular component: cytoplasm. The transcript has 7 exons. The record is from RefSeq and is a predicted model, not a curated record. NCBI's taxonomy places the organism in Eukaryota, Metazoa, Chordata, Mammalia, Carnivora, Phocidae.
ACCCUUGGUUCCACAGCUCUCCGGAACGCCCGCCCCGAGUCCCGGGAAGAGGCGCUCCACUGCGCGCGCGAUCCCACCCUGUGCUCCCGCGUGACCCGACGUGCCGGGCGCGCACGCAGAGGCCCCGCCCGCAGAGGCCCCGCCCGCGGCGUCGGAGGCCGAGGGGCUUCGCCAGCUCGGGGAGAGGGAAGGGGCGUGGCUUCCCGGCUGGGCGGGCGGCCGCGCCGCAGUCCCGCCCCCAUCGGCAGCUGCCUCCGCGCGCCAAAAUCAAACCCCAGGACCCGGCGGCUGGAGAACCUGCUGCAGGCGGGAGCUCAGCUUGCGUGUCAGGUCACGUUCGGCAGUGGUGUGAGCAUCAGCGCGCGCACCUGUGGCCACUUCCCAGACCUCCCUGCUGGAUGCGCUCCGGGCCGCCACAGGACCAGAAUGGCCACCCCACCGAAGAGGAGCUGCCCAUCUCCCGCGACUGGCUCUGAGGGGACCCGCAUCAAGAAAAUUGCCAUCGAAGGGAACAUCGCUUCAGGGAAGACAACAUUUGUGAAUAUCCUAAAACAGGUCUGCGAGGAUUGGGAAGUGGUUCCUGAACCUGUUGCCAGGUGGUGCAAUGUUCAAAGUGCUCAAGGUGACUGUGAGGAACUGACAACAUCUCAGGAAAGUGGUGGAAAUGUUCUUCAGAUGAUGUACGAGAAACCUGAACGGUGGUCUUUUACCUUCCAGUCAUAUGCCUGCCUCAGUCGAAUACGAGCCCAGCUUGCCUGUCUUGAUGGCAAGCUCAAAGAUGCAGAGAAACCUGUAUUAUUUUUUGAACGAUCUAUAUAUAGUGACAGGUAUGUCUUUGCAUCUAAUUUGUAUGAAUCUGACUGCAUGAAUGAAACAGAGUGGACAAUUUAUCAAGACUGGCAUGACUGGAUGAAUCAACAGUUUGGCCAAAGCCUUGAACUGGAUGGAAUCAUUUAUCUUCGAGCCACUCCAGAGAAAUGCUUGAAUAGAAUAUAUUUACGAGGAAGAAAUGAAGAACAAGGCAUUCCUCUUGAAUAUUUAGAGAAGCUUCACUAUAAGCAUGAGAGCUGGCUACUGCAUAGAACACUGAAAACCAACUUUGAUUUUCUACAAGAAAUCCCUAUUUUAACACUGGAUAUUAAUGAAGACUUUAAAGACAAACACGACGGUCUGAUUGAAAAGGUCAAAGAAUUUUUGAGCACUUUGUGAUUUUGCUGAAGACUACAGGCAACCAAAUGAUUCCAGCUUUGUGUAUCUUCGUAGCUCAAUAUUGAUACAAGUCUCUAGAAACACAGGUUUUUUACCAUUUUUGUUCCAAGAAAAAAAUUGUUUUGAUGAAUUCUAUAUAAAAGUUUAUGAGCAGUUUCUUUUCUUUUUUGC